This is a messenger RNA of Chenopodium quinoa (quinoa), 762 nucleotides long. RefSeq lists its product as uncharacterized. The record is from RefSeq and is a predicted model, not a curated record. NCBI's taxonomy places the organism in Eukaryota, Viridiplantae, Streptophyta, Magnoliopsida, Caryophyllales, Amaranthaceae. The transcript has a single exon. The coding region runs from base 1 to 762 and encodes 253 amino acids.
AUGGCCAAAUACGUGGAAACCCCGCCACCUCCUCCACCUCCGGCCAAUGAAUUUCACCCUGCCCUUACAGUUAACAACAUUAAGAAUGCUAUUCCCCUAAUUCUCAAUUAUGAGAAUGUGCAGUACUCUAAUUGGGUUGAAUUAUUUGAAAAUCAUGCUUGUGCUUACAAUGUUCUUGAUCACAUCGACUUAAAGACGCCUCGACCUUCUGAUAUUUCGGACCCCUUAUGGACAAGACUUGAUGCCAUUGUCAAACAAUGGAUUUAUGGGACUAUUUCCGUCGAUCUUUUAACAACGAUCUUAUCACUGAAGGCCACAACACAGCAAAUAUGGGAUCGCAUCAAGGAAAUCUUUCAAGACAAUAAAAGCACAAGAGCGGUGUACCUUGAAAAUCAAUUCAAUGCUAUUCAUGUUGAAAGUUUUCCCAAUGUUACUGCUUAUUGCCAACAAUUGAAAAGCAUCUCCGAUCAACUUGCGAAUGUAGAUCAACCAGUUUCAGAUCAGAAACUUGUCCUUCGAUUGGUGGCCGGAUUGUCAAAAUCCGAUUACGAUACAGUGGCAACCAUGAUUGCGCAAACCGACCCACUACCGUCUUUUAAUAAUGCCUGUUCUCGUCUCCUCCUUGAAAAGACACGCCGGAACACCGAGUCUACUCCGGCGCCAUCAUCGUUUGUUGCACAACAACAGGUUUCGAGUUCUUCUGAUUCGGCUCAGCAACAACAACAAUCAACCACCGCCGGCAAGGGUGGCGGCGGCGCAUGA